Messenger RNA from Scylla paramamosain (green mud crab), 5955 nucleotides. RefSeq names its product hemicentin-1-like. Lineage: Eukaryota; Metazoa; Arthropoda; Malacostraca; Decapoda; Portunidae. Gene Ontology annotation, molecular function: protein binding. The record is from RefSeq and is a predicted model, not a curated record.
GGUGAUAAAGGUGGUGGUGGUGAUGGUAGUCGCGGUGGUGGUGGUGGUGGUGGUGGUCGUCGCAGUAGUGCCAGGGCGGAGAGGAGCUCAGUAUCGCCUUGGCCACGGUGAAGGGGAGACACACACCGCUCCCUCUGCCUGAUGCACUCUCCCUGCCCUCCUCACUCCCCUCUUGGUCCAUCGCAAACCCUCAACGUCGCUCCCCUGACCUGUGACCCUUGACCUGUGAAACACCCCACCGCCAUGCCCGCCCUUCCAAAAUGAAGCUUGUGGUGCGAUAUAUAGAAAAAACAUUACCCAAAGUGCUCCAUCUGAGGCCAUAUGUAGUUGGCCCUAACUUCCCUCAAUAAAGACAAGACUGAAACGACCAGCCACACGUUCUAGCCCGGGAAGAAGAUGGUCAAUGAGAAAUAAAUUACAUACAUGCGGCUGGCUACUUGUGCGGCGUGUGGUGGUGGCGGUGGUGGUGGUGGCGGCGGUGGUGGUAGUGGUGCUGUGAUGGUGGUUGGUAGUGGUAGUGGUGGUGGUGCUCGCGGUGUGGUGGUGCUUGUGGUGGUGGUGCUGGUGGUAGUGCUGGGUGGGGAGGGGAGAGGGUGUGGUGGGGAAAGGCUGCCUCGCUCGCCAUCACACGCCAGAGCUCUUCAGAAUACCCUUCCGUCAGCCACGAGUGACAUGAAGGUUGAUGUGUUAUCCAGGUACCCCGGGCAGGAUGACUAUAUUAGCCCUACGAGGGAACUCUGGGCAGCUGACGGACGCUCUGCCCAUCUCGCCUGUAACCUCACUUCGCCCCUGCCUCACGACAUACCUCGCCUCGUGCUGUGGUACAAGAAGGGACUGCUCAAACCUAUCUACAGCUACGACAUGAGGAACGGGCCGGCGCUACAUAGGAAGAUCAACUCCCACCUGGGUUCCCGCAUUACCUUCGAUGGCGCGCGCAACGUCCUCGUCAUCCAGCGGGUCAGAAUCGGCGACGGGGGCAUCUACCGGUGUCGCGUGCACUUCAGGACAAACCCAACACUUACCUACACCACCAACCUGUCGGUCUUAAUCCCGCCCCGUCACAUGAUGUUCUACACGGAGAUGGGUGAGGAGGCGAAAGGAACCAUAGGACCUUACGUGGAGGGCGACAACCUCACCCUCCACUGCCGAGUGCGGGGUGGCUACCCAUCCCCGACAGUCACAUGGUGGAACGGGGAGGAGCUGGUCGACGCGGAGGUGGAAGAAGAGGAGACAGAGGUGGUGACCAACACGCUGACUAUAUCCCAGCUUACCCGAGCCGACCUCCACAAGAAGCUGACCUGCCACGCUAAUAAUAACAACCUGACGGAAUCUCUCACAGCCACGAUCACUGUUGACAUGCACUUCCCCCCGCUGUUGGUGAAGGUGGUGGGGGAGCGAAAGCCCCUCAGCGCUGGAAGACCAUACGAUAUCCGAUGCCUGGUAACGGGGAGCCGGCCGCCUGCCAUCGUUACCUGGCGCCUUGACGAUGCCAGGCUCAACUCUCACAGCGAAAAGCUAACGGAGGAAGGGAACGUGACGAGAAGCGAGCUGAGGUGGACACCAAGCGUGAGGGACGAAGGCAGAGUCCUCGCUUGUCGGGCAGAAUCUCCGACUCUCUCCACGCCGCCCCUCACAGACCAGUGGAAGCUGCAAGUGUUCCACGUUCCCGUGACGAGGAUGCGGCCCGGUCGUUCCCUCAAUCUGAGCAACAUCGAGGAAGGGGACGAUGUUUACUUCGAGUGCUCCAUCAAGGCCAACCCCCCCGUGACCCAGAUCUCUUGGCUCCAUGAGGGUAAGAAACUGGAGCAUAACGUGACGGCAGGAGUGAUUAUCAGCAACCAAUCACUCGUCCUGCAGAAGGUGACGAGAGAUGAGUCAGGGAACUACUACUGCGUGGCCACGAACAUCGAGGGUGACGGCCACUCUAACCCCAUCGUCCUGAGAGUCAAAUACGCUCCAGUGUGUAGGGAGGGGCAGGAGGCGUAUCACGGCGCGGCCAAGCAUGAGGAGGUGCAGAUCCCCUGCCAGGUGGAUGCUCACCCUCUGCCGACCUCCUUCAAGUGGACCUUCAACAACAGCGGCGAAAGUGUUGACAUUCCCCAGACCCACACAGAUAAGCUAGGAUGGCAGUCCACGGUUCGCUACACGCCAAACACGGAGCUGGACUACGGAACGAUGCUCUGCUGGGGAACUAACCCUGUAGGGACUCAGCUCACCCCCUGUGUCUUCCAUAUCUUCCCCGCUGGCCGCCCUGACCCCGUUCAUAACUGCUCGGUGUAUAACUUGUCUGUGACGGUGGUGAACGCGAGGUGUGUAGCGGGCUUUGAUGGGGGACUCCCGCAGACGUUUAUCCUUGAACUGUACGAGCCUCACUCACACAAACUAUUAGCUAACGUAACUAGCAAGGUGCCGGAGUUCAGCGUGCCGGGCCUUUCCGCCGGGCUGGCACUGAUGGGCGUUGUGUUUUCCACGAACGAGAAGGGGCGCGGCGAAAUGGUCUCUUUCCCCGCCUACACCAUCAAGGACGUGGCCGAGAGACGAACAGCCGCCGUGAAGCCUCCCCCCGCCCACGACAAAGAGCUCUACUCCCCUCACGCUCAAGUCCAUUAUUGCUCUGGCGGUGGGCGGGGCCGUGGGCGUGCUGGUGGUGGGAGUGGUGGCGUGCGUGGUGGUGAAGCUGAGAUCAGAGGGACAGAGGGAGUGCGGGAGACAUCAGAGGCUGGUGGAGGGAGGCGUGGUGGUGGUGGAGGGGAGGGGGUAAGGAAGAAGGGAGAGGGACGACGCCUCCUCCCUCCACUACCCACUCCGCCACCACCCUCCAGGACGUGCCUCCGCUGCCCCCCUCUUCCUCCACCGCCUCCUCCAGGGACACGGAGGAGGUGAAUCCUGAUCUCAUUCCACACACAGAAAGCGAGACAUGGAAUGGCAGGGGUGGGAGGCGUGACCACUAUCAGCACAGUCACCCUGCCUCCAUCCUACACCACCCUGCCGCCUUCCUACGCCACCCUGCCUAGAACCGCGCACCUGCACUCCCACGCCUCACCCUAUCAGCAAACACAGCAGCAGCAGCAGCAGCAGCAGCAGCAGCAGCAGGACGUGUGCAGCCUCACCACCACCGCCACCACCGCCACCAAGUACAACGGAACUCGUGCUCACCGGCCCCACUCCCCCCAUCGCCCCCCACCACCACCACCACCAUCACCACGCCACCACCACCACCCCGACCACCCCUCCCCCUCCCCCCGCCACCACCACAACGAGUUAUGUACACCUCGCCUGAUGCUCACCACCACCUCCACCACCAUCACCACCUCCUGCACCACCACCACCACCAUCACCCUCACUACCCACACGUAAACCCACAUGCGCACCCACACGCGGCCGGUGGCUCCCCCCUCCCGCAGCCCGCAGCCUCACCGCAGCGCCCCCGCCGCCCCACACGCAGGAGUCUUGGCAGCCGGCGGAGAGGCGGAUCGUGAGGCGACACUCCCUUCGUCGUGAUCCUUAUAUGUGUCACGAUAAGGGAUCGCCGCCCCCUCCCCUGACCCCACAAGGCCAGAAGGAGAGCUCCGUCUAGGCAAUCAUCCCCAAGAAUCCCUUCAAUCAAGUUCGCUUCACCUUUCAAGUCCACGUUAUCAAAACACUUUUCAAAGGAAUGUGCGUAUCCACGACAUGACAUUGCUACCCUUACUACUACAGCUUCACAGGGCAUCAGGGUAAGGAUACGCCUUCAGGAUGUACUCUACAGCAUUGAAGGAACGCCUCGAAGGACAAAGGGAUGGAGGCUUAAGGACCUAGCCGCCUGAUAGUGUGUGCGGGCCAUUUGUCUCUCUCCAUCCCCCGAAGUGGCCACGCCGAUGCUGCAGGCUCACGUCCACACACUCCAGGCUGCCUUCCUUAUCAACUGAUCGAUUUCUUGCCGUUUCCCUUCUUUUACGCCGGCACAACCCAGGCCAAGAAACCGUCAUUCGUCUGUGUCUUUCCGCCUCUCGCCUCUCGCCUCCCCUUUCUCUCCUGCGCUAAAUCCAGUCCCUCCCACUCAGUCAGUCAGUCAGUCUCUCUCUCUCUCUUUCUCUCUCUCUCUCUCCUCUCUCUCUCUCUCUCUCUCUCUCUCUCUCUCUCUCUCUCUCUCUUGCUCGCUCGCUCGCUCUUCAGUUCCUUCCUUUCUUCCUUACUACUACUACUACUACUACUAAUACUAAUACUACUACUGCUCCUACUGUUUUUUAUCGAGUCCCAGAUCGCAAGGUCCCACUCAUGUGAAAUUUAUCAGACGCAUGGACGUUCACGUGACGUCACUCAUAAUCUUCCAUGUCAGUCAAACAUCAAACAUAACUACAGCGCCAAUCCCGCCACCAUCCCUAGCGAGGCUGUCACUUCGGCCAGCUUAUAGAAAAAAUAAGAUUAGAAAAUAUAUAGAAAAACACAUCCAAAGGUGCUUUGAUCUCUCUCUCUCUCUCUCUCUCUCUCUCUCUCUCUCUCUCUCUCUCUCUCUCUCUCUCUCUCUCUCUCUCUCUCUCUCUCUCUCUCUCUCUCUCUCUCUCUCUCUCUCUCGUUUCCGUAGUCUCCCACAGGGAUUUUCAUUUCCGUAUUGACAUCCUCAGCGAAUAGAAAAAUGUGAAAGAGGAUGAAAAUACAUUACAUCAAUUUUGAAUUAUCAAAAAAAAUGUGAUUAUUUAGUGUUUUUUACCUUUUUUUUUUCAUGGUUCCAGAAAAUUAGAGACCUCAAGUGUUUUUUCGCUAGAGGACUAUAUGUAAUGUGAACAGCUGCAUAAACACACACACACACACACAGACACACACAUACACACACACACACACACACACACACACACACACACACACACACACACAAGCCAGCAGGGUUUGUGAGACUCAUAUGCUUGUCAUACAAGCAUCAGGAAGGAGGUCGUCCCUCUCAGCAGGGUCUCGCCCUCGAAAUGCGGUGGUCUCUUUCAGGGGUCACCGGAGCGUCGAGGCCGCUGACUGUGACCCUCGAGAGCGUGCUGUGGGUUAAGAGUUUUGAUUUGUUAUCUUUUCUCCACGUCUUUUCCUGACAAACGAGAUCCGCCACGAGCUGGAGUGACUGCGUCCCUCGCGCCCCCGCCCCAUACAUGGCUCUGAUUGGGAGCCGCUCCGCCGUCAGCCACACACAAUGCUCAAUAAGCCUCUGCAAAAGCCCUUCUUGGACAAUAUAUAUCUGGCCGCUGAUUGGACGAGACUCACGACGUCAGCCAAUAAGGUGACGCCGCCCAACCAAGAACAAACUACCAGAGCCACGGUAAUUCCUCCCACGGGGCGCCGCUGGAGUUACCACCCGGGGAUCAAGUUAAACCAUUUCGCCCAGACAGCGCACUCGACCCAACUCCGGGACAAUCCCUAGGCGAAGAGUGUCUUGAGGGUGGCGGGGAAAGAGAGGACAACGCUGACUGCCUUCACGACACGCAGAAACAGACAGACGGACAUGGGUGAGAAAUUACACUCACCAAAGAGGAAAAUGAGAGCAAUGAGAGCGAAGCAGAAUGGUUAGGAGGAUGUUUGUCAAUAGCCGAGCGAGGAGACUGAUUGGCGGUGAUAGCGUGUAAUAAGGGAUGAAUGCAUACGAUCACUGCAACAAGAUAGGAAAGGACGACCAAUAACCCGAGGACAUAAAUACCAUGGACACAGUAAAGAAGGAAAGCAGAAAAAUGAGAGAAAGAAUAUAAGACGGAGGGAAUAGGAUGAUGAAUAAUAAAUGUGUGGCAAUAAAGAAGGAAUCGUGAGGGAGCAAAAAAAUAAAAUAGCAAUGUAGUUGAACGGACGAUGGAAUAUCUUAACAAAAAUAAUGUGUGUGGUUCAUUCAUUUGGUGGCACGCCUGACCCCAGGUGUUCCCCACAGGUGUGUGUGUGCAUCACUGAAGAACUUUGUAUAUGUUCUCAUUGUAUUUUUAUAUACAAAUAAAUCAUUUCAUUAUA